Nilaparvata lugens (brown planthopper) is the source of this 6514-nucleotide messenger RNA. RefSeq names its product collagen alpha-2(IV) chain (gene Col4a1). The coding region runs from base 60 to 5636 and encodes 1858 amino acids. Gene Ontology annotation, cellular component: collagen trimer. The record is from RefSeq and is a predicted model, not a curated record. NCBI's taxonomy places the organism in Eukaryota, Metazoa, Arthropoda, Insecta, Hemiptera, Delphacidae. Gene Ontology annotation, molecular function: extracellular matrix structural constituent. The transcript has 32 exons.
CGAGAUCCUCAGAACGGUGCGAUCGGCAGUGGUGUGCCGGCUAGGAUCCGAGCGCGAACAUGCGACCGUGGCUGCAACGGAGGAUACUCCUCUGGCAGUCGGUGAUAUGGUUAACGUUGGGAUACACAGUAGUUGAUGCUCAGCAGAAUUGGUGGGAAGACACGAAUAACAAUCAGCGAGCAGAGGAGAGGCGAGUGAACCAAUGGGACAACAGACUAAACGAGGAUGACACCUCGCGGCAGUGGCGGGAGAGGGGGGAGCGACCGCGGCCCCCCGCGCCACCCCCUGUCUACGACAACUCUUGGCGGGAAUCACAGUCGCCGCCCGCAGCCUACGAUAGCAGGGGGCAAUCGGCCCCCGGCGGCUACGAUAGCAGGGGGCAAGCGGUCCCCGGCGGCUACGAUAGCAGGGGACAAGCGGCCCCUGAUCGGACGGUGGGCCUCAGCAAUCGGCCUGACACCUCCAACUACCAGAUAUUCAAUCAACGGGGCGACACCUCGCCUGCCGCACAGUGUAUACCGAAAUGCUUUGCCGAGAAAGGUAGCAGGGGUAUACCAGGGAGUGCUGGACAAGACGGCCCAGAGGGUUUGAGAGGAUACCCUGGACCAGAUGGUUUGCCCGGUCCACCUGGAGAAAAAGGAGACAGGGGUCCAGCAGGGGCAAGAGGUGCCAAGGGAGAUAGGGGUAGGACAGGCGGCUACGGACAUCCCGGACGUGAUGGCUUGCCAGGACCUACUGGACCUGCCGGAAGUCCCGGCAUACCAGGACGUGAUGGCUGCAACGGAACCGAUGGAGCUCCAGGACUUCCUGGUCUCAGAGGAGAAACUGGACCCAGGGGUUAUCCUGGUCUCGGAGGGGAGAAAGGAUUCAAGGGAGAACCGGCUUUCUCUGGAAUAUUCGACAAGGGACAAAAGGGAGAGCCUGGACUGAUAUGUCUGCCUGGACCUCCCGGAAAUCCUGGUCCAACUGGAGAUGUCGGGCCUGUUGGAAUAAUGGGUGAAGUUGGAAUAAAGGGUGCUAGUGGACCUCCAGGAUUGAAAGGCGAGAAAGGUAACAUGGGAAUUGGGUACGAGGGACGUCAGGGCGAGAAGGGAAAUAAGGGAGAGACGGGACCGCCGGGUCUCCCUGCCCCUAUCUACGGUGGAGGUCGCCCCACUGCCAACAUCGGACCAAAAGGAGAACAGGGAGAAAAGGGUGAUCUGGGAAUUGCUGGAGUACCUGGACAAAAGGGUGACCCAGGACCAAUCGGCGAUCCUGGAUUCCCUGGUGAUUCUGGACUGAAGGGUGAAAAGGGUUUGCCUGGAGAUCCAGGUCCUCGAGGUCGAGACGGAUUCUCUGGACCACCAGGUCCCCAAGGAUUCAAGGGAGACAGAGGCACUGACGGUUUGCCUGGAUUAGAGGGAAGACCAGGACAGAAGGGAGAACCGGGACGGGAUGGACCUACAGGACCCCGGGGUAUUCAAGGACCCCAAGGACCACCUGGUGGAGCGAAAGGACGUCCAGGACCCCCCGGUCCUCCAGGACCCAGAGGACAUCAAGGACCUCCAGGAGCCAACGGACUUGACGGAGAACAAGGAGAAAAGGGAGACAGAGGACCUGAGGGACCUAUUGGAGGUCAGGGCGUUCCUGGUUUCAUGGGCCCUGAAGGUUAUCCUGGAGAGAAGGGAGUUAAGGGAGAGUCAGGGUCACCAGGAAUUCCUGGAGAGUUGGGUGCAAGAGGCUUCCAGGGUAACAUCGGACCUCAAGGUCCGCCUGGACAACCCGGUGAAAAAGGACUCUCUAUUAUAGGACCGAAAGGACUGGAUGGACUGCCAGGAAGAGAUGGCGAGAAAGGAAAUAAGGGAGAGAGAGGAUAUCAAGGAGUGAGAGGACAGCCUGGAGACUCAGCGAUGGGAACUCCAGGUUCUCCAGGGCCAGUUGGACCGCAGGGAGAGAAGGGUCUUCCUGGAACACCGGGAUCGCCUGGAAUUCCAGGUCGCCACGGAGAGAAAGGAGACAUCGGCGGCAGAUGCAACGACUGCUCUCCCGGUCGUCCCGGCGAUAAGGGAGACCGCGGCAUAGAUGGCACGCCUGGCAAGGAGGGUCCUAGGGGUCCGCCCGGACAGCACGGCGUUCCUGGAGAAGUCGGUGACAUUGGCAACCCUGGUCCACCCGGAACCCCCGGAACACCUGGUCAAACAGGUAUGCCGGGAGCGCCAGGUGCGCAAGGAGAACGCGGUGAGCCGGCCUGGAUACCCGAGUCACUGGUGAAGGGCGAGAAAGGUCUACUCGGUCUACCAGGUGACCCGGGUCCCGUAGGACCUAAAGGUAACAGAGGACCUGCAGGUCCCGAAGGCCAUCCAGGAUCACCUGGAAUGCCGGGUGAACCUGGAGUUCCGGGAGAGAGAGGUUUCCUCGGAGCUGCUGGAGUCCCUGGACUGCCAGGUAUUCCUGGUGAGAAAGGAGACAAAGGACUGUCGAUAAAGGGAGAAAAAGGUAAUCCAGGACCUUGGUGCCGUGAUGGAGAGAAGGGAGAUCCUGGACUGAUCGGAAGGAAAGGAGAACCAGGAAGAUGUGAUUUCCCGAUGGAUCUGAUCAGUAAAGGAGACGUUGGUGCCCCCGGAGAAAAGGGAGAACCCGGACCUCCUGGCAGAGAUGGACUUCCAGGAGACAAGGGACUUGACGGUCUAAGAGGAGAGCCAGGUGUGAGAGGAAAUCCGGGAGAACCGGGAGUGGUGGGCAGAAGAGGUCACCCAGGUCAGCGGGGUGAGAAGGGCAACAUGGGUCCCAUGGGAUUCCCAGGCGAACAGGGACGUGAUGGAACACCUGGACCUCCUGGAUUCCGUGGAGACAAGGGUUACAAGGGAGAAGCUGGAAUUCCUACUGCUGGACCACCAGGACCGCAAGGAUUCAAGGGAGACAAGGGUGAAAAAGGACUUCCGGGACCAGCAGGAAAAACAGGAUUCGCUGGAAAUCCAGGAUUCGCUGGGAUUUCGGGUGAAAAGGGUGACCGUGGUGUUCCCGGUCUGGAUGGACUUCCCGGUCAGCAGGGUGCCAAGGGAGAGCCGGGUCCCAUCGGGCCACCGGGCCAGGUAGGACGAGAUGGAUUGAAUGGACUGGACGGAGCUAAAGGUGAACCCGGUAUACCUGGACCAAUGGGUAGACAAGGAUUGCCUGGAUUCCCAGGAGAAAAGGGAGAUAGAGGAGAAUCUGGACCUGAAGGACCCAAAGGAUUCAUUGGAGCAAUGGGAUUCCCAGGUGACCAUGGCAGACCUGGAAUGGACGGGAAACCAGGAGACAAGGGAGACAAGGGUGAGAUGGGCAAGCAAGGUUUCCCUGGACUUCCGGGUGAAACUGGACCGAUCGGUUUCAAGGGACAGGAAGGGCCAGUGGGAGAGAAGGGCUUCAUAGGGCCUCCUGGACCCCCAGGGCCUCCGGGAUCGUAUGGUCUUAAGGGAGAUGAAGGACCUAUCGGACCUGCUGGUCAGAAAGGUGAGCCGGGCUCAGCGUCUGAGAAGGGCCAGAAGGGAGAGCCGGGAGUGCCAGGCCUACGAGGCCCGAUGGGACUACCCGGCCGUGACGGCAGCGACGGCGUUGUCGGCGAGAAGGGAACGCCCGGCUUUAGUUAUCCGGGUGCACUCGGCCGCAAGGGAGAACGUGGGCCACAGGGACCGCAGGGCGGCAAAGGAGAGCCCGGCUGGCCCGGCGGACAGGCAACGCCCGGACGGCCUGGAGAGAUCGGGCCACGUGGAUUGACUGGCGAACCGGGAGCUCCAGGACCCCCAGGAAUGGACGGACUACCAGGCCAGGACGGACUCCCCGGACCGCAAGGAUUGAGAGGCGCCCCCGGACAGAAGGGAUGGACCGGACCGGCGGGUCUGCCUGGCAUGAACGGAACCAAGGGAGAGCCCGGACCAAUCGGGUACCCCGGACCUGUCGGCUAUCCAGGACCCCUGGGAGAGAAGGGAGACCGUGGUCCGACAGGACCCAUUGUCACGGUCAAGGGAGAUAAGGGUGAACCUGGUGUUCCGGGAUUCCCUGGGUUGGCUGGAGAUAAGGGUGAUAAGGGCUUUGACGGUGUGCCGGGAGCUUAUGGAGAUCGGGGAGAGAAGGGACUUCCGGGCCCCCCGGGACGACCCGGAGAUCUUGGUCCAGCUGGAUUCAAAGGUGAACAAGGACCUUCAGGACCGCCUGGACCCCCAGGACUGACAAUGAAGGGCGAGAAAGGAUUGCCUGGUCUUCCAGGAAAGUAUGGCCGACCUGGAGCUAUGGGAGCUAUCGGAGAGAAAGGUGAAGCAGGAAUCGUAGGCUUGCCAGGUCCCGCAGGAUUGCCGGGUGCUCCGGGAACUCUCGGUCCAAAGGGAGAAAAGGGUGAUACAGGACCUCCAGGACCGCUGGGUCCUCCAGGAUCCGAUGGAACACCUGGCAGGUUCGGAGAGCCAGGACCCGAAGGACCCCGAGGUCCUCCCGGGGAACCGGGACUGUUCGGACGUAUUGGUGAGAAGGGAGACAUAGGCCCCAUGGGAAUGAAAGGAUUCGACGGAAUACCGGGAGAUAAGGGCGAGCGAGGUUUGCCAGGCCCAAUGGGACAGACGGGUGACACGGGCGCUCAGGGCCCGAAGGGAGACAGAGGUCGCGACGGACUGCCAGGAAGGGACGGCACUUUCGGAAUCAAGGGAGACAAGGGAGAGCCCGCCCUUCCUCCACAACCAGGUCCCAGGGGUGACAAGGGUGACAGAGGCUUCCCUGGCAAACCCGGAGCACCGGGAGCAGAUGGAAUGGAUGGAAUGGAUGGUCUGGUCGGACCCAAAGGAGAGCAGGGACCACCGGGAAGGAAUUGUUUGGCUGGAGAACCAGGACUUCCGGGAGAUAAGGGAGAACCUGGAGUCAGAGGAUUGCCAGGACUUAGGGGUGAACAAGGAUUGGUUGGUGACGCAGGUAUACCAGGUCAACCAUGCUCAGAACAAAGAGACUACAUGACUGGAAUCCUGCUGGUUAAGCACAGUCAAGCUGCGUCCGUACCAGUUUGCUAUCCAGGACAUAUCAAACUAUGGGAUGGUUACAGUUUGCUCUACAUUGAAGGAAACGAGAAAGCACAUCAUCAAGACUUAGGCUUUGCUGGUUCAUGUGUUAGGAAGUUCUCAACCAUGCCAUUCCUGUUCUGUGAUAUGAACAACGUGUGCAAUUACGCCAGCAGAAACGACAAGUCAUACUGGUUGAGUACCAACUCGCCGAUACCUAUGAUGCCCGUAGAAGAAACUGGAAUUAGGGAAUACAUCUCACGGUGUGUAGUGUGUGAAGCACCAGCCAAUGUGAUAGCUGUCCAUAGUCAAAGUGUUGAAGUACCAGACUGUCCAGAAGGCUGGGGCGGUCUCUGGAUGGGAUACAGUUUUGUCAUGCACACAGCGGCAGGCGCAGAGGGCGGCGGCCAAUCGCUGUCGAGUCCCGGCUCGUGCCUGGAGGACUUCAGGGCGACGCCGUUCAUCGAGUGCAACGGAGCGCGAGGCUCGUGUCACUACUUCGCCAACAAGCUCAGCUUCUGGCUGGCCACCAUCGAACUGCAGGACCAGUUCCGCGCGCCCGAGAAGAAGACGCUCAAGGCCGGCUAUCUGCGCACGCGUGUCAGUCGCUGUCAAGUCUGCAUCAGAAAUACCUAGUCCAAAAUUUAUUCGAAGCAGCAUGUAUUCUUCUAACAUCAGCGCCUGGCAACCAAAUACCUUGGCUGGGCGCCUCUAAACCAUUCGUCAUCGGAGUUAAAACUCAUCAAGUCUACAUUCUAAUUUCACUUUACACAGUUGCCGUUGCUUAGUUGGAGAUUCAUGUUCUCACUGCCAUUUAUAUGUAACAUAUUUAUGUAUAUCAACGUUAUUUCAGAACUUCUUUGUGUGACUGUCAAAGACCUUAAAGAUAUAGACCCACAAUGCCUAUGUCUUGCUAAUGAUAUCUCUUACUUGAAAUUGAAGGCCGCCAUUGGGGUAUUUAGCACGAGAUAUUAUAUCUAUAUAUUUGUAAUAUUAUAGAUUACAAAGGCAUUGGUAUGUAAUAAUCUUAUAGGUUGCCCCCUCAAUGGCCGAUUUCAAUUCCAAGUACGACACUAGCGCUGCAUGUGAGUCUAUGCAUCUUUAAGGACUUUGGUGACUGUUAUGUGUGUGUACAUGUGUGCGUGUGUGUAGCUUUACUGGCGUAUAACGUGUUUAGUUGUAUUUAGCUCCAAUUCCACCUCAUUCUGCAAAUACAUCGAUUUUUUAUUAUUAUCAUAUAAUUCACUAUCCUUUUUAUAUUGAAAUUACCAAACUGUUAUCAUACUUUUAGAGUAUACUAAUUUAGUUCAUUGAAACUUCUGCAAUAAUUUAUUUAUGACGAAAUGUAAUUUUUUAUGUGUUCAUAUUGUGCCAAAACAUAUAGUGGACUUGAAUUAUGGACUUGAAUCCUCUCUAUGUAACUUUGAAACAAUUGUGAAUGAAUAUUUAUGUAAUAAUAAUAAAUUAUAAUACAUUUAUUGUCGUGAGUCGUGAUAAAUCAUUCAUGAAAUGAG